Cantharellus anzutake is the source of this 1290-nucleotide messenger RNA. RefSeq names its product RAI1 like PD-XK nuclease-domain-containing protein. Gene Ontology annotation, biological process: nuclear-transcribed mRNA catabolic process; NAD-cap decapping. Gene Ontology annotation, cellular component: nucleus; cytosol. The transcript is spliced from 8 exons. NCBI's taxonomy places the organism in Eukaryota, Fungi, Basidiomycota, Agaricomycetes, Cantharellales, Hydnaceae. Gene Ontology annotation, molecular function: mRNA 5'-diphosphatase activity. The coding region runs from base 1 to 1290 and encodes 429 amino acids. The record is from RefSeq and is a predicted model, not a curated record.
AUGUCUCUCUUCGAAUUGCCCUCACUUGCACCAUCCCAUCCGCCUGCCUUUCAACGGCCAAAAUCUCUGUUAACGUAUUCAAAUGAUGCGAAUCACAAACAGGAAUUCACCAAUUCCGCGCUGAACUACUUCAUUAAGCCUCCAUCUUUCGCAGACCUGAAUUAUGGCUAUGACAAAUGGAUCAAGCGCCCGGAAACUCGAACACGUCUUGACGCGCUUCUCAAUUGCUUGAAUCGGGAUGAAGCUAAAGGCGCUUCGAAAGUACCAAGUGUCGUCACUUGGCGUGGCGUUAUAACCAAGUUGUUGGUUGCACCUUAUGAAGACAGGGACUCGUGGGCCAUCAAUGCCAUGCUCGUCGAUGGGAUGAUAUAUCUUGAAGAGCAUGCAACUGAGUCCGAUCUCCUGAGCAAGGAGGACAUGGGACCUCAGCAGAGACUUUUCAUGUACUACGGGUACUCCUUUGAGUCAUGGUGCACAACACCAAAUGCUGAUCAACAGCCAGAGAAAUUGCCUGAUCACCCUCGAGGCUGGAGCGGCGAUGUCAACACUAACAUCCAGUGGUGCCAAGUUGUCAAAUCAAAGCUUGGGAGGAAUCGAAUGAUAUUGGGUGGAGAAGUUGACUGUGUUCGAGGAGAGUACGAUGGGACGACAAGCAAUUUUGUGGAGCUCAAAACCUCACAGACUAUCCAAACUAAAUGGGACAAAGCCAAAUUUGAAAAAAAAUUACUGAAAUACUGGGCACAAUCCUACCUACUCGGAGUCCCAGAGAUAUUUGUCGGCUUUCGAUCCAAAGAUGGGAUAAUUCAGUCUACACAGUCUCUUCGCACCCUUGAAAUACCACGAACGGUACGAUCCAAGAGUCCAAACUCAUGGGACGCGGGGGUUUCCCUUAAUUUCGCCGAGACCUUCCUUCAUUACUUGAGGCAAACUCUGGAGCAGUCUUCCAGGCCACCUGGAACCGUAUGGCGUCUGACUUUUACCCCCAAAGGUGGUAUAUCUGUGAAAGUCGUUGAGGAUUCGGGCAAUCUCAACACUGGUGAGCGUUACGGGCAAGUCCCGGAGAACGCACACGACGUUCUGGACUCCAAAGACCAACGCUCUUUCGGGAAUACCUUGUCGGCCACUGAGCAGAAUAAAAAGGAACAGAAAAGAGACGAGCAAGAACGGGCGGAAAUCAGACCUACUGGCGUUGCUAAAUUGCAUGGCAACAAGCCUUCCAGGGGUGCUGAGAUAGACGAAGAGCUAGAAAACGAGGAGCAUCACGAACUAAAGCGUGAAGGGAAAAUUUAA